AUGGCCGGAAUUAUACCUAAAGCAGGCAAUGUGUUUAUAUCCAGUGUCAUUGGCAUUAAACUACUGAGAGUAUACUCGUCAUGGACAGUUGCAGGUUUUUCUGCCGUAUCUCAAGGUCAUGACUCGGACCUGCACUGCCAACAGACGUCUUCGGGAAGAGACACUCGCAAACCUAUCGCCGCAAAGAGGGAGCAUUUAACGGCAGACGCAGCCUGCAAAGAGUUCUGUAACCGCUCGGAAGUCCAGCUGGCAUUGGAGUCCCUAGAUGGAUUCCUGCUGGUCGUCACAUCCGACGGUACGAUUCUGUACUCGACUGAAAACAUCUCCAGUCACCUUGGGUUCCACCAGGUGGAUUUGGUUCAUCGGUGUCUCUAUGGCAUCAUUCAUCCCGACGAUCAUCAUGAACUCAAAGUGGUACUCGAGCAGACGUUGGUACCCACUAGCUGCCACUCACACUCACAGCUUGAUAUGGCAUAUGGAGUCAACUGUGGAGUGGAUGAGCAGGGUACCAGUGACUCCAGUAAGGUGUCAUUCCUGUGUAGGAUGAAAUGUUUCAAUGGGACCAGCACAGGGUUUGUGAAAAUGCACUGCUGUGGUACGAUGCGUUCGUUUCCCGGUGCCAUCAAGUCGAGUCGUACAUCGUGUCAGGUUCUAUUCCUAGCCUUCAGACCCUUUGCAUCUCUUGCACAAGAUACCGACAUUGAGUUCAAGCAGAACAUCUUCUGGAGCAAACAUGAAAUGGAUCUUAGAGUCAAGCUUCUAGACACAAGAGCAAAUGACAUUCUAGGAUUUGACCCGAGUGAACUGGAAGGAAGGUCUCUUUAUGAGCUGAUUCACCCCAACGACCUCGCUGCGAUGUACACCUGCCACAAAACAUUGAUGGACACAGAUGAGAACCACACCCUGUAUUUCCGUCUGAUAAAGAAGGAUUUAUCCUGGGUUUGGCUUCACACGAGGGCAAAGGUCAUGGUGAAAAACUCACGCAAGAACUGCAUCAUAUUCACCCACUGCCCAGUCAGGGAGACAGACAGUUCAUAUCUUCAGCAGGAAGCAAGAGCGAGAGCGAGGUACGGUCUCGAUGAAUACCUCAAGAUGCGACACCAGGGCCAGAGUGGUGUAGAAGGAGGAGAGCCAUCAACAUCUAGUCCCCAACAGACAGACUGUAACCAGACUAAACGACGAUGGACAAGUAACGAUACAUACGUUGUUGCGAGUCAGAGUCCAUACAAGCUGAAGGAUGAUUACUCGGCAUCGCUCCACAGUCCCCACGGGGCGUGUCCCUCGAGCUACCACCAAUCCUCAGAUCGACACUCCCCUGUCUACCCCUCAACCUACGCCCCACAUCGUUAUCAGAAAGCCACUCAAGGGAUCCACAGCACUUUAGAGAAGGUGUCGCACGAGCGUGAAGCGCCCCCGAUGAAUGUUAACUUCUACGACUAUGCGCACACGUCGGAGGACUUUCUACACACUGCACCUCUGCACCCGAAUCCCCAGCCACAUCCAGCAUUGUCGAUGUAUCAGAUGGUCGCCCAUCUACCGCCCGAGAUGUACGACGUGGACUCGUACCGCAAGCACGCCCUCAUGUUCAUGGAGAACCCUCAUCAAAUGACAGGUGGGGGUAUGGUGUCGGGUUACCAUCAUCACUUAUCUCAGUAUCAACUCCCACUAACCCCACAGACCUCUCCUCAGUCUUUCUACUCUCAGGGGCACUACGCCUCGCACUACCCCGAUCACCUCACACCAGGGCACACCUCUGCACCAGAAACACUCUCCCCGCCCCCCUCGCCCACUAGAAGUUUCAAAUCAGCAGCAUGCAUGUACUCAAACAGUUGCACUCAAAUGGACGGUUGUAACAAGGGGGCGGACUCUCUCCAUCAAGGGGACUGCUGCAAAACCGAGCACUACGCCUCGUACGUAGUCAAUGGUGCUAUGCAACUGAAACUGCUGGACAGCUUAUCCUACCCACGCACCCAGUACCCGAAUGGCUAUUGUCAUGAGUACCCGCAUGGGGACCAGUAUACCUCAGAGCACAGCUACACUUAUGCCAACCAGUACGAGCCAGAAGUUGAACUUAAACCAUUCCAAAGAAUGGACAGUAGUGUUCCUCAUAAAAUGACUAGCGCCCUCUGUAGUCCGACAUCCUACCCCGAGAGCCCUAUGGGCAUCAAUACACAUGACCGUGAUAUCCUGUGUGAUAGAGUAUUCCAUGACAGGGAAAGAUUCUUACCCUGUGCAUUAGCCAAUACGAGGAAUGGUUGUCUGGCUCCCAAGCUACCCCUAACCAACGAAGUCCGAAUCAUCAGUCCGGUUUCAUCGUUACCCCCCAUCGGGAGUUUUCUGGACUUUCUAAAUGAGGAUGCACCUCCAGCUGCAGAAAGCUGCUAAGGAAAAGCAGAGCUUUCUUUGAGGGAAAACAAAGUAGAGGAGAGUGUCAUUAAAAUACUACUUGGAGCUAAGUUGACCCAUCUACCGAAAUUCCCCAAAUCGUAUCAAUUUUUUUGGUUCAAAGAGAUACAGUUCUUUACCACUAAGGGAGAAAUGCACAGUUUAAGGGAAGGUAUACAUUUAGUAAUCGCUAAAAGUAAUCAAAACUAACUUGGUUCGAAGAAGUACAGCAGCUUUCAAAAGUAUUGAAGCAUUUCGAGAAUAGUUUCACUUUGAAACCCCCCAAAUUUAAAUAUGAGAAGCGUUACUGUCAGAACCGUCUCUCAGAUUGUCUAUUCCAAUAUGGAUAAUUCUUGCUGCGUGACGCAAUGUUCCUGAUUUUUGGGCGAUAUCUCAAAAACGCAAUCACCUUUGUUAUGAAAUUUGCACAGGUUAUUUUUAUUGUAUAUCUAUAAUUGUAUAGGAUGAAAACAAUACAACAGUUUCAAGCAGUCACUCAAAGUUGAACACCGGCUUACCCCGAAAAACCUCAAAUAACUCUUGAGGCUUACUUCGAGUACCUCAUGUUUAACUUUGCAUUCCUCCUAACCUCACCACCUUUCCGGUUACAACCUUGUAACCAACAAACAGGAAUUCAUUUGUUCAGGUGAAUCUCACAAGAACUUUAUGUUGUCUUGAAAUUAAUUGAAACAAAAGUUUAAAUUCACUUUCUUUCUUUUUUAAAUCCGUGUCAAGGUACUGUCCACAUAUCUGUUCACAUCUGUUUGAUAUUCAGACGAUUAUUAGUUGUAAUUUUUGAUGCACAUUUUAUGGAAAAGUUUUGUUUUUUUGUACUUUGUGAAAAACUUUAUUAAGUGGAUAUAGUAUUUAUAUGUGUAUAUAUAUAUGUAUGAAAUUAAGUAUAAGAAAGUGCCAAAGAUAUAGUUAUAAUGUGCACGCAGUCAAUGUGUGUUUAAGGUACUAAGUUAGAGUUUAUUUAAUGAUGUGUAAAUAGUACAGUUUCUUUCAGUUCGAAAGGAACCGGUCAUCGAGACAGCCGUUUUAUUUUGUUCAGAGAAAAAUUGGGCACAAAGUUCUAGUCUUUCCCAAAGUUUGUUUCAUGCGGGUACAUCAUAAUUCUUGAAUAAUUUUGGGUUGAACAAAGAAAACAUUUCUAUAAUAAUAAUAAUAAUAUUGAAGUCUU
This is a messenger RNA of Asterias rubens (European starfish), 3568 nucleotides long. Its product is annotated as aryl hydrocarbon receptor protein 1-like. Gene Ontology annotation, molecular function: DNA-binding transcription factor activity, RNA polymerase II-specific; RNA polymerase II transcription regulatory region sequence-specific DNA binding; protein binding. The transcript is spliced from 8 exons. The record is from RefSeq and is a predicted model, not a curated record. Gene Ontology annotation, biological process: regulation of transcription by RNA polymerase II. Bases 1 to 2385 code for a protein of 794 amino acids. Lineage: Eukaryota; Metazoa; Echinodermata; Asteroidea; Forcipulatida; Asteriidae.